Messenger RNA from Candidozyma haemuli, 2718 nucleotides. It is a transcript of the gene STE13, whose product is annotated as Ste13p. Gene Ontology annotation, biological process: proteolysis. The record is from RefSeq and is a predicted model, not a curated record. The transcript has a single exon. Gene Ontology annotation, molecular function: serine-type peptidase activity; dipeptidyl-peptidase activity. Bases 1 to 2718 code for a protein of 905 amino acids. NCBI's taxonomy places the organism in Eukaryota, Fungi, Ascomycota, Pichiomycetes, Serinales, Metschnikowiaceae.
AUGUCGUAUAAACGGUUGGACCAGGCGCCAGAGGAGAUUCCGUUAGAGGACAUCAAGGCAACUGGUGAAGAUGACGAGGUCCUGGAGUUCUCUGACUCGUCUGAGAUGUUUGAUGAGAUCGACCAGUAUAAUGUUAAACAUCGGGUUUCUGAAGAAGGCGACGAUUUCACCGAGAAUCCUGGGUUUCAAAAGGAAAAAGAUCGUUUCUUUGGCUCGGGUAGGGGCCUGAAGAAAGUGCUUGUGGCGAGUUGCGUGGCUGCCGUGGCUAUAUGGCUAAUAGCUCUAAUAGUGUACUCCAACGGUAAGGCCCCAAGGGUGGCUGCCAACAUGUGGCACGGCGCCAAUACGAAUAUUUUGGCAUUAAGCGAUAGAAAUAUUUCGAUGAACGAGUACCUGCCGCAAUUGGCCAGUGUCUCGUUGGCUGAGUACCGCAAGGGUAAGUACUUUGCUGAUGAGAAGGUGGUUCGGUGGCUUCUGAAGACCCAGCAGCCACGUCUGGGCGAUAAGAAUAGCAAUACGGCUGCUGGGUAUUAUCUCACGCGAGUACGUAAGUCGUUUGUUGUUCGCCAGGCAGAAACUGACUAUUCCAAGACCAUUCUAGAUUCCGUGCAGAUCGAGGCCUUCAACAACUUCUUCUACGUUCAAGACCUUCUUCUUAAUCCAGGCGCUUCGGUGGAUGAUAAAGAUACAUGGCACUUGCUCCGAUCAGACUCGACGCCUCAAUGGAGACACCUGCUGUUUGCGUUGUACUGGCUCUGGCACCCAUUGAGUGGGACCCAUAAGCCUGUGAUUCCUUUGAAAACAGAUGGCUCUGAGAGGCAUCUUGAAAAGAUCCAUUUUGCUACGUUCAACCCUUCGGGUGAUUCUGUCAUCUAUGGCUACAACCACGACUUGUACCUUAUAGACCUUAAGUCCAUGGAAACGAAGAGAAUCACUACGACAGGCUCUCCUGAUGUGUUCAACGGGAAGCCUGAUUGGGUGUAUGAGGAAGAAGUGUACCCACACGCUACGAUGUUCUGGUGGUCGCCAGAUCUGAAAAAGCUUGUUUACGCAACCAUCAACGAUACAGAUGUCAGAGGGUAUGACAUGGACUACUAUGUCAAACCUUCUAAUAAAAUUGGAAUGACAUAUCAAAGCCCACCAGACGAGAAGGUUGAUGACGUUAACCAGUAUCCUAUCAGAACCAAUAUCAAGUAUCCCAAACCAGGCACGCCAAAUCCAAUUAUAUCAUUAUCGCUUUAUGAUGUCAAUUCAGGUGAAACCUCCUCAAUUGGUCCUCUUUCUGAUGAAGCUGUGGGCAAAGAUUUCAUCAUCUACGAUGCUCAUUGGAUUAAUUCUAAUGAUUUAUUGGUUAAAGUCACGGACCGUACCAGCACGAUCCUCAGAAAGAAGGUUUAUACCGUUGGAGAUAAACAUGUCACGACUGUUUCUACCACAAACAGUACCGAUUACAAUGGCUGGAUUGAGAAGGCACAGCCGAUUACCGUUCUUGAAAAUGAAAAGGGAAACAAGUAUAUUGACCGGGUGGUGAACGACCUGUAUGUCCACUUGGCUCUUUUUGACCUGGCUUUGGCUAGAGAACCUUCUAAGAUUUUGGGCAAGGUUCGCUCGAAAUCUCCUGUGACAUACAAUGCCGUCGAUGAAGAGCUCUACUUUCUUACUGAGCACAAGAUGGAUGUACAGGUGAAUUGCUACUCUUUGAAAGACGGUAGCACGAAGCUACUCCCCGCUGAUAUUGGAAAGUUUGAUAUUCUGUUCAACCAAGAUGGUCAAUUUGCCAACUUACGGUACCGUGGGCCCCGCGAGCCUUGGCAGAAGCUAAUGAAUCUUGCCGAGUGGUCAGAAAACCCUACAGUUAUCAAUGGUAUCCAACCUAUCAAUGACGGCCAAGCUUUAUCCAAGAGUCUCUCUCUUGUAAACGUGCCGACUAGGGUGCAUAGCCAAGUGAAAGUUGGCCACAAAUCGGAAGAGGUGGAGCUCAACAUGAUUGAAAUCUUCCCUCCUCAUUUUGAUCCUAAGAAGAAGCAUCCUUUGCUUGUGCACGUCUAUGGUGGCCCUGGAUCAACGACUGUCGAGAAAGACUUCUCUGUGGAUUUCCAAGAUAUUGUGAGUGCUAAAUUGGGUGCAGUGGUGUUGAUAAUUGACCCUCGUGGAACAGGAAGCGACGACUGGAAGCUAAAAUCAUGGGCACAUGAGAAAAUAGGGUACUGGGAACCCGAGGAUAUCAUAGCUGUCACAAAAGACUACAUCUCGAAGAACAGCUACAUCAACGAUAAGCGCACGGCGGUUUGGGGCUGGUCAUAUGGAGGAUUUACUACACUCAAAACUUUAGAAAAGGACAAGGGAGAAGUGUUCAAAUAUGGUAUGGCGGUGGCGCCUGUGACGAACUGGCUCUUCUAUGACUCGAUCUACACUGAACGGUACAUGAAAGAUCCAAAGAAGAACGAGAACUACAAGGUGACUUCAAAAAUCAAUGAUUUCGAGAACUUCAAGAGUGUUUCCCGUUUCUUGGUGAUGUCAGGAACCGCAGACGACAAUGUUCAUUUCCAAAACAUCCUCUGGCUCAUGGAUAACUUAAAUAUGCAUGGAGUCGAAAACUACGAUAUGCAAAUCUUCCCCGAUAGUGACCAUUCCAUCUUUUACCACAACGCAAAUGUCAUUAUCUACGACAAGCUCAUGAACUGGCUAGACAUGGCUUACAGAGGUCUCUGGGAUUAA